Messenger RNA from Anthonomus grandis grandis, 1231 nucleotides. RefSeq lists its product as uncharacterized. The transcript has 2 exons. The record is from RefSeq and is a predicted model, not a curated record. Lineage: Eukaryota; Metazoa; Arthropoda; Insecta; Coleoptera; Curculionidae. The coding region runs from base 95 to 1063 and encodes 322 amino acids.
UUGUGUUCUGUGUGUGACAGUGUCAGUUCCAUUUUGUAAACAAACACUUAACAUUUCUGUAUUUCUUUACAUAAUAUUAGUGAAACGUGAGAAUAUGAAUAGAGCGAAAAGAUCUGAUUUUAAAGUGACUUUAGUGCGAAAUCCGACCAAAUCCCUUAGUAAAAGCCAACUGAUGGAUGCUCCUUCUAAAAUUUCAAGCUCAAGCAAGAUUAACAUCUCAAGUUGUAGUAACUUGAACAAGGCUUCACAUAAUAGAUCGGAAUUUAGCAUUCCCGAUAUGCAAAGCGCUUUAAAAUUAUCUAAAAAAAUUGAUGAGGUGGUCACAAUUGGCAAAAAACAACCAAGCAAUGUCCGAAGACUGCAACAACAAGCAGUUGAAGAAAGGGCACUCAAAAAUCUGAAUAUACCCUACAAUAAGCCUCUAUUUAAAAAUCUAAUUUCUUUAGAAGUUGACCCAAAAGAUUUUGAGAUUGAUUACAAGGCAAGAAUCACCCCCAGGCCAAAAGUCAAACCUCACCGAUGUAUCAAAGUUGAGGAUUCAUCAGAAACUGGUACCCCAUCUGGACCAAGCACCCCAAAAGUGUUCUUAGAUGUACCAAAGGAUGUUUUAGGUUAUGUGGAGGAAAAAGAACUUUAUGAUCCAAAUAGUAGAUUAUUUAAAAUGUAUAAAGUUUUAAAAAUUGAUGAUGCAAAUGCUGACACAGUUAGUUUUAAUGGAAAAAGUGCUUCAAAAUCGAAUGUGUACUUGGAUCUGCCGAAGGAUAUUUUAGGUUUUGUGGAGGAAAAAGAACUCUAUGAUCCAUGUAGUAGGUCUUUUAAAACCUAUAGAGUAUUAAAAAUUGACGAGGCAUGUGGUUCUGAAAGAGUUACAUUUGAUGCCAAGAGUGCAGCAGACAGGAAGAGAGCCAAAUGUGUUAGUGAGUCCAGUGUUGAGUUAGAUACGAAUAGAUUUUAUAGGAAUUUAAAUUGUUUACCUAGUGAAUCUGAGUUUAGAUUUGAUACUGUGUCCACAAAUUCUAGAGAAUCACAAAUAUCACCACCUUUAUACAGACAAUAUUUAUGACCAUUAUAAUAUUGAUUUAAAUUAAGAAUGAAAAUCUGUAAAUUAUGAUAAUUGAUGAUACUUGACUGUUAAAUUAAGAUUUACAUAAUAAAAUGAAAUAUCAUUCCAUCAAAUAAGUGAAUUGUAAUUUAUUGAUCUGUUUUGUAAUAUAUAUGCUGUUUUGUAAUA